AUGGUUAAGAAAGAUCGAGCUGCCGAAAUGGAAUCACAAGACGUCGAUGAUAUUGUUGCGCAAACAUCUCGAGUUUUGGAGGAGUUAUUCAAGGCGUAUUCACGCCACUCCGAAUUCAUUCCAUCAGUACUUUGGUGUCUUCGAGUCUUGCUUACGGACGAGUCGUUCGAAGAAGAGUGCCAACAAGUGGUCAAGUCCAGCGUCGAUCGAUUGGCCGAAUUCUACUCAACGAAGCCUUUGUGGACACAGUAUAUGGUAAUCAAUGAGUUACGGCGUUUGAACAUUCCGGAACUGGCGGUUUUGCUGGGGAAUGCCUUUCGCAGCCGGUAUUGCGCGACCAGCAAGAAGGUGGCCAGAAGUAAACCUGUGACCGCCUUCUGGCCGUCCUUCUCAUCAUACAGUGCGCUGCUCUCGCAAGAAAAGCGAGGCGGCAUUUUUCAAUUUAUACAAGUAGCAGUGCGUCAGCAGCUGGCACGAAAGGUCCCUCUGGAAGCGGUUAAAAAAGUGUCGAUGUCGAACAGUCACUCGUUGUUCCUAAUGCAAAGCGGUGAAGUGUUUGGAUGUGGACUCGCAUCGAACUUCGGACGAGAUGAAAGCCUCGGCAGUCUGCUUGUAAACCCCGUUAGGAUUGAUCUUCCUGGAGAGAAUCAUCCCGUUGUUGACAUCGCAGUGGGACCACAUCACUCAGUCUUCAUUACGUCAAAAAGUGUGUACGUGUGCGGAUUGAAUUCAAGUUAUUGCCUCGGUUUGAAAAAGGAUAAAUGCCGCUAUCCACUGACGAAGGUUAAACUUCCUCUUCCUGAAGGUGUGAAGAGGGUUCAUUUUGAUAAGGUCUUCACAAAUGCUCAUUGUACAGCUAUUUACUCAUUUGUCAAUCCCGCGAGCGAGGUGUGGAUCACUGGGAAAACACCGCUCAGAAUUUGCGAGAGUUUUACAAGAAUAGAGAGGAGUUUAGAAAUUUAUGAAGCUAUCCGAUCAGAUCCCUACUGUCUCAGCGCAUCCUGCGAAUUGGGAAUCGUUGCGACUGGCGCAGUGCCAGCGAUUUUACCAGUCAGUACUGUCACACUCAGUCACAAGAGAAGAAAUUUGACAGAUUCAGUGGUCACCCUUUGUAAUAGUUCUGGCACACUCAAAUAUACCUUUGAUCCCCACAGUGGUCGAGCACCUCUGGAGCCGUGUGUGAUAAGUGUGAAUGGUGUACUUGUUAACCUUCACUGCGUCGAUUACAACGUAACAGCAAAAGGUUUGCUUGUAAUUUUUGAUUAUCUUCUAAUUGCUUAUUAG
Messenger RNA from Cooperia oncophora, 1284 nucleotides. The record is from the annotation of a GenBank genome assembly. Lineage: Eukaryota; Metazoa; Nematoda; Chromadorea; Rhabditida; Trichostrongylidae.